AUGUGGAAAUUCAUGGAGGCCAAUCCCGAGGCUUUGGCACCCACUGUGAAGGCAGGAGUGGAGAAGGUGAUCAAUUCAAACAAAGACUACGCCUUCAUCCUCGAGUCCACGAUGAAUGAGUACUUCAAUCAACGUAGACCCUGUACCACCGUCAAGGUGAGCCACAACCUAGUCAUCGACUAUUCAACUGCACUUCAGUAA
Hydatigera taeniaeformis is the source of this 201-nucleotide messenger RNA. NCBI's taxonomy places the organism in Eukaryota, Metazoa, Platyhelminthes, Cestoda, Cyclophyllidea, Taeniidae. The record is from the annotation of a GenBank genome assembly.